AUGGAGCCAUCCUCACCCCAGGAUGAGGGCCUGAGGAAGAAACAGCCCAAGAAGCCCGUUCCUGAGAUUCUGCCAAGGCCACCCCGGGCCUUGUUCUGCUUGACCCUCCAGAACCCCCUGAGGAAGGCCUGCAUCAACAUCGUGGAAUGGAAACCCUUCGAGACAAUCAUCUUGCUCACCAUCUUUGCCAACUGUGUGGCCCUGGCUGUGUACCUGCCCAUGCCAGAAGAUGACAACAACACUCUCAACCUUGGUCUGGAGAAACUGGAGUAUUUCUUCCUCAUCGUCUUCUCAAUCGAAGCCGCCAUGAAGAUCAUUGCCUAUGGCUUCCUGUUCCACCAGGAUGCCUACCUGCGCAGCGGCUGGAAUGUGCUAGACUUCAUCAUCGUCUUCCUGGGGGUUUUCACCGUGAUUCUGGAACAGGUUAACGUCAUCCAAAGCAACACCGCCCCGAUGAGCAGCAAAGGGGCUGGCCUGGACGUCAAGGCCCUGAGAGCCUUCCGUGUGCUCAGACCCCUCCGGCUUGUGUCGGGGGUGCCGAGCCUGCAGGUGGUCCUCAACUCCAUCUUCAAGGCCAUGCUUCCCCUGUUCCACAUCGCCCUGCUUGUCCUCUUUAUGGUCAUCAUCUAUGCCAUCAUCGGGCUGGAGCUCUUCAAGGGCAAAAUGCACAAGACCUGCUACUUCAUUGGGACAGAUAUCGUGGCCACGGUAGAGAACGAGAAGCCCUCACCCUGCGCCAGGACGGGCUCGGGACGCCCGUGCACCAUCAACGGCAGCGAGUGUCGGGGCGGCUGGCCGGGGCCCAACCACGGCAUCACGCACUUUGACAACUUUGGCUUCUCCAUGCUCACCGUGUACCAGUGCAUCACCAUGGAGGGGUGGACCGAUGUCCUCUACUGGGUCAAUGAUGCCAUUGGGAACGAGUGGCCCUGGAUCUAUUUUGUCACCCUCAUUCUGCUGGGAUCCUUCUUCAUUCUCAACCUGGUGCUGGGUGUCCUGAGCGGGGAAUUCACUAAGGAGCGGGAGAAGGCCAAGUCCAGGGGAACCUUCCAAAAGCUCCGGGAGAAGCAGCAGCUGGAAGAGGACCUCCGGGGCUACAUGAGCUGGAUCACGCAGGGCGAGGUCAUGGACGUUGAGGACUUGAGAGAAGGGAAGCUGUCUCUGGAUGAAGGAGGCUCCGACACAGAGAGCCUGUAUGAAAUCGAGGGCUUGAACAAAAUCAUCCAGUUUGUCCGCCACUGGAGGCAGUGGAACCGCAUCUUUCGCUGGAAGUGCCACGAUGUGAUCAAGUCCAGAGUCUUCUAUUGGCUGGUGAUCCUGGUCGUUGCCCUCAACACCCUGUCUAUCGCCUCAGAGCACCACAACCAGCCUCUCUGGUUGACCCAUUUCUGUUGGUUCUUUACGCUCGUCAUGAAGAUGUGCGGGCUGGGCCUGCGCCAGUACUUCAUGUCCAUCUUCAACCGCUACGCUUCUCUGCAGUCAGCGGGAACGCGAGCUGCUUGCUGUAAGAGCAGCGCGGGGCUAUGGGGCACUGGGACGGGCAUCGGGGGCGCCGCUCGUCUCUACCGGUGACCGUCUGCCUUCAGGUACUGGACGUCGCUGAGCAACCUGGUGGCAUCCCUGCUCAACUCCAUCCGCUCCAUCGCCUCCCUGCUGCUGCUGCUUUUCCUCUUCAUCGUCAUCUUCGCCCUGCUGGGCAUGCAGCUCUUCGGGGGCAGGUACGACUUCGAGGACACGGAGGUGCGGCGCAGCAACUUUGACAACUUCCCGCAGGCCCUCAUCAGCGUCUUCCAGGUCCUAACAGGUGAAGACUGGAAUUCUGUGAUGUACAACGGGAUCAUGGCCUACGGCGGGCCGUCCUACCCUGGGGUGCUCGUGUGCAUUUAUUUCAUCAUCCUUUUUGUCUGUGGCAAUUAUAUCCUGCUCAAUGUCUUCCUGGCCAUCGCUGUGGACAACCUGGCUGAGGCAGAGAGCCUGACUUCUGCCCAGAAGGCCAAAGCUGAGGAGAAAAAACGCAGGAAGAUGUCCAAGGGUCUUCCAGAUAAGUCAGAGGAAGAGAAGUCAGUGAUGGCCAAGAAGCUGGAACAGAAACCCAAGGGUGAAGGCAUCCCUACCACCGCCAAGCUGAAAAUCGAUGAAUUUGAAUCUAAUGUCAAUGAAGUGAAGGAUCCCUACCCCUCAGCUGACUUCCCAGGAGAUGAUGAGGAAGAUGAGCCCGAGAUCCCAGUGAGCCCCCGACCACGCCCGCUGGCUGAGCUGCAGCUCAAAGAGAAGGCAGUGCCCAUCCCAGAAGCCAGCUCCUUCUUCAUUUUCAGCCCCACCAACAAGAUCCGUGUCUUGUGUCAUCGCAUUGUCAACGCUACCUGGUUCACCAACUUCAUCCUCCUUUUCAUCCUGCUCAGCAGUGCCGCACUGGCCGCCGAGGACCCCAUCCGGGCCGAGUCCGUGAGGAAUCAGAUCCUUGGGUAUUUCGACAUUGCGUUCACCUCUGUCUUCACCGUGGAGAUUGUCCUCAAGAUGACGACCUACGGUGCCUUCCUGCACAAGGGCUCCUUCUGCCGCAACUACUUCAACAUCCUGGACCUGCUGGUGGUGGCCGUGUCCCUCAUCUCCAUGGGACUCGAGUCCAGCACCAUCUCCGUGGUGAAAAUCCUGAGGGUGCUGAGGGUGCUCCGGCCCCUGCGGGCCAUCAACAGAGCCAAGGGGCUGAAGCACGUGGUGCAGUGUGUGUUUGUGGCCAUCCGCACAAUCGGGAACAUCGUCCUCGUCACCACCCUCCUGCAGUUCAUGUUUGCCUGCAUCGGCGUCCAGCUUUUCAAGGGGAAGUUCUUCAGCUGCAAUGACUUAUCCAAGAUGACAGAGAAGGAGUGCAGGGGCUAUUACUAUGUGUACAAGGAUGGGGACCCCACCCAGAUGGAGCUGCGCCCCCGCCAGUGGAUACACAGCGACUUCCAUUUCGACAACGUGCUCUCGGCCAUGAUGUCACUCUUCACGGUCUCCACCUUUGAGGGAUGGCCUCAGCUGCUUUACCAGGCCAUAGACUCAUACAAGGAAGACACAGGCCCCGUCUACAACAACCGAGUGGAGAUGGCCAUCUUCUUCAUCAUCUACAUCAUCCUCAUUGCCUUCUUCAUGAUGAACAUCUUUGUGGGCUUCGUUAUUGUCACCUUCCAGGAGCAGGGGGAGACUGAGUACAAGAACUGUGAACUGGACAAAAACCAGCGCCAGUGUGUGCAAUAUGCCCUGAAGGCCCGCCCGCUGAGGUGCUACAUCCCCAAAAACCCAUACCAGUACCAGGUGUGGUAUGUCGUCACCUCCUCCUACUUUGAGUACCUGAUGUUUGCCCUCAUCAUGCUCAACACCAUCUGCCUGGGCAUGCAGCACUACAACCAGUCAGAGGAGAUGAACCACAUCUCAGACAUCCUCAACGUGGCCUUCACCAUCAUCUUCACCCUGGAGAUGGUCCUCAAGCUCAUGGCGUUCAAGGCCAGGGGCUAUUUUGGAGACCCCUGGAAUGUGUUUGACUUCUUGAUUGUCAUCGGCAGCAUCAUCGAUGUCAUUCUCAGUGAAAUCGACGUGAGUGCCACCUCCAGACUGACCUCUGGGGCUGCCGGCCCGCAGGACCCAGACGAGAGCGCCCGGAUCUCCAGCGCCUUCUUUCGCCUGUUCCGGGUCAUGAGGCUGAUCAAGCUGCUGAGCCGGGCAGAGGGAGUGCGCACUCUGCUGUGGACGUUCAUCAAGUCCUUCCAGGCCCUGCCAUACGUGGCCCUGCUCAUCGUCAUGCUCUUCUUCAUCUACGCCGUCAUCGGCAUGCAGAUGUUUGGUAAGAUCGCCAUGGUGGACGGGACCCAAAUAAACCGGAACAACAACUUCCAGACCUUCCCACAAGCUGUGUUGCUGCUCUUCAGGUGUGCGACAGGUGAGGCAUGGCAGGAGAUCCUCCUGGCCUGCAGCUACGGCAAGUUGUGUGACCCCGAAUCGGAUUAUGCCCCGGGUGAGGAGUACACGUGUGGCACCAACUUCGCCUACUAUUACUUCGUCAGCUUCUACAUGCUCUGCGCCUUCCUGAUCAUCAACCUGUUUGUAGCUGUCAUCAUGGACAACUUUGACUACCUCACCCGGGACUGGUCCAUCCUGGGCCCCCAUCACCUGGAUGAGUUCAAAGCCAUUUGGGCAGAGUAUGACCCAGAGGCUAAGGGCAGAAUCAAACACCUGGAUGUGGUGACCCUGCUGAGACGGAUCCAACCCCCUCUGGGCUUUGGGAAGUUCUGCCCACACCGGGUAGCAUGUAAGCGGCUGGUGGGCAUGAACAUGCCCUUGAACAGCGACGGCACGGUCACCUUCAACGCCACUCUCUUCGCCCUGGUCCGCACAGCACUCAAGAUCAAGACGGAAGGUAACUUUGAGCAGGCCAAUGAGGAGCUGAGGGCCAUCAUCAAGAAGAUCUGGAAGAGAACCAGCAUGAAGCUCCUGGACCAGGUCAUUCCUCCAAUAGGAGAUGAUGAGGUGACUGUAGGGAAGUUCUACGCCACGUUUCUCAUCCAGGAGCACUUCCGGAAGUUCAUGAAGCGCCAGGAAGAGUAUUAUGGGUAUCGGCCCAAGAAGGACACUGUACAGAUCCAGGCCGGACUGCGGACCAUUGAGGAAGAGGCAGCCCCAGAGAUCCGGCGCACCAUCUCAGGAGACCUGACAGCAGAAGAGGAGCUGGAGAGAGCCAUGGUGGAGGCUGCGAUGGAGGAAGGGAUAUUCCGGAGGACUGGGGGCCUGUUUGGCCAGGUGGACAACUUCAUGGAAAGGACCAACUCCCUGCCCCCUGUCAUGGCCAACCAGCGACCCCUCCAGUUUGCUGAGAUAGAGAUGGAAGAGCUGGAAUCACCCGUCUUCUUGGAGGAUUUCCCUCAAGAUCCACGCACCAACCCUCUUGCUCAUGCCAACACCAAUAAUGCCAAUGCCAAUGUUGCCUGUGACAAUAGCAGCCAUAGCAACAGCCAGCUAUUUUCCAGCAUCCGCUAUGAAAGGGAGUUCCCUGGAGAGACAGAGAUGCCUGCUGCCAGAGGAGGAGCCUUUGGCCAGCCCCAAAGCGUCCUGGGAGCCCACAGCAAAUCCUGUGUGGAAAAGCUAAAAGGACAGAUGGCCCAGAGAGAAAUGCCUGGGGCCCAGGCGUCUCCUACCCCCUGCCAGCGUGCCGGUGCAGAGCCUCCCCUGCCUGGGGAGAGGAGGGACCCCACCCCGGGGCCUGAGGAAGUAUCCCACCACGGUAGGACCAAGGAGAGUAGUUCCAGGUGCCAGACUCCAGCGACAGCCAGGCUGAUACAGGAGGCUCUGGUUCGAGGAGGCCUGGACACCUUGGCGGCUGAUGCUGACUUUGUCACGGUGACAGGCCGGGCCCUGGCAGAUGCCUGCCAGAUGGAACCAGAGGAUGUGGAGGUGGCAGCAACAGAGCUACUGAAAAGACAAGAGUCCCCAGAGGGCAUGGCCAGUGCCCAGGGACGCUUGAGCCUCGGGUCCUCGCUGGGGAGCCUUGACCAGCAUCAGGGCUCCCAGGAGACCCUGAUCCCCCGCAGGCUGUGA
This is a messenger RNA of Puma concolor (puma), 5571 nucleotides long. NCBI's taxonomy places the organism in Eukaryota, Metazoa, Chordata, Mammalia, Carnivora, Felidae. The record is from RefSeq and is a predicted model, not a curated record.